Molecule: messenger RNA, 2239 nt
Organism: Fundulus heteroclitus (mummichog)
Lineage: Eukaryota; Metazoa; Chordata; Actinopteri; Cyprinodontiformes; Fundulidae
Gene: serpinh2
Product: serine (or cysteine) peptidase inhibitor, clade H, member 2
Exons: 5
Coding region: 179-1447 (422 amino acids)
Biological process (GO): negative regulation of endopeptidase activity; collagen fibril organization
Cellular component (GO): endoplasmic reticulum
Molecular function (GO): serine-type endopeptidase inhibitor activity
Source: RefSeq, a predicted model, not a curated record
CUCCACCGAGCCUGGAAGUUUCGGGGAAAAGCUGGGGAGGAAAAAGAAAAAAAAAGUUCAUGCUCUCUGUUUCCUGCCACGUCUGAAGCCCCCCUGGUUCGGACCCAGGCUGCCUGCACUUCCUCCGGAGGCUCAGGUGAAAGGAAGGAGAAAAAGAGAGAGAGAGAGAGACGAGUGCAUGAAUUCACGGUCCACGAUGCUCGCUCUGUGCCUCCUGCUCUCUCCGCAUCUUCUCCUGGUGCAGAGCGGCACCACUGAGCCACCAAAGAGCGCCGUUACCCCAGUGAGCCCCGCUCCUCCUCCUCCUCCUCCCUUGAGCGACUCGAGCUGGGCUCUGGGCGUGCGCCUGUACCGGGCCCUGCGCUCUGACCCCAGCUCCGUAAACCCGCUGUUCUCCCCGCUCCUCCUGGCCUCCUCGCUCGGGGCGCUUUCUGAAGGCUCCGGGGGCCAAACCGCCGGCCAGAUCCAAGAUCUUCUCAAGCCGCCGUCCGAGGCCAGGGAACCGUUCGGGGAACAGCUCUCCGCGGCGCUGAGGAGCUUCGUCGACGCCAACCGGACCGGCUUCCACGUGCGCUCGUCCUCCGGCGUGUUCACCAAGCAGCCGCCUGCCCUCAGCGGGGCGUUUGCCGGGCUGAGCCAGAGCAGGUUCAUGCUGCGGCUCCAGACGCUGGGGAAAGGGGACGCCGAGGCUGACCUGAAGCAGCUUGGCGACUGGGCCAAGGCUGCACUCGGCGGGGAGGAAGGAGCUCCUUUGGAGGCAGAGAUCGAGGCUGAAGCCGGGACCAUGAUCCUGGCUAACGCGCUCCGCUUCAAAGGGCUGUGGGAGAGGGAGUUGAGCGAGGAGAGCACUGAUCGCCGUACCUUCUUGGGCAAGAAAUACACCAAAGUGGUUAUGAUGCACAGAGCAGGUUUGUACCGCUUCCAUGAAGAUGUUGACAACAUGGUGCAGGUUCUGGAGGUGCCUCUGUGGGGAGGCAAGGCCAGCCUCAUGCUCCUGCUACCCUUUCAUGUGGAAAAUCUGGCCAGGCUGGACAAGCUGCUGACCCUAGAGCUGCUUUCCAAGUGGCUGAAGAGGACAGCCGUUACCAGUGCGGCCGUCUCACUGCCCAAGGCAAACAUCACAAGCGCGCUCAGUCUGCAGAGACAGCUGGCUGCUCUGGGCCUGACCGAUGCCUGGGACCAGAAGGUCGCAGACUUCUCCGGGAUGUCCGACCAGAGCAAAGGGAAGCUUCACCUCGGCGGCGUCCUCCACUGGGCUUCCUUGGAGCUUGGUCCCAAGGCCGGCAAAGGGGAAGCGGAUCUAGAGGAGGAGAACGUAGAGCAGCCCAAGAUGUUCUACGCCGACCACCCGUUUAUCAUCUUGGUCAGAGACAACGCCACCGGAGCCCUGCUGCUGAUGGGCGCUCUGGACCACGCUGAGGGAGAACUCCUACAUGAUGAAUUGUAGCAUCUCUUUUUACUUCUUGUCUUUUUUUUUUUUUUGUUCGUUUCCUCCCCGGCCCCUCUGCCUGAGACAGCUUGCUGGAUUCUGAGUGCAGUCGUUGUCAUUCACCGCGGCACACUUUCACAUCACGCUGUCAUACGCUGACACCGCCACAGUCUUUUGGCUGACUGACACCGACGCCACCGUAUCCGACAUUUACACUGUCACACAUACAGAGCUACACCUAUGCUGCAUGUAUAAAUGAUAACUCUGUACGAGACAUUACUGAAGCUGACGGAUACAGCUUAAACCUCCGACUCAGAGAAAAUCAAUGGCAUCUUUUUUUUCUUUUUGGUUUCUCUCUCUCUUCCAACAUCUGCACCCACACAGAAACUUCCAGGGACUGAUCAAGUCGACAGAGACGACAAACAAGAGCGCCGCGGAAAAAGAACCGCCUUCCUGGCAUCCAGGAGUGGUUGAGGAUUUUAACACAAACUGCCUUUGUCUGAAAAACACUAGACCCAGCACAGGGCCUUCUGAGGUUCCUCAGAGGAAGACCGGUGGCUCAUGGGAGUGUUUUUAUUGAUGAACCAGCGAAAUGCUAAUGAUGCGUUACAGCGUGUCGACAACAUGGAGAGGAUGGGGAACCUUUUAAUCUCUUAAAGCCGUUGCUGAUCUGCUGUGCCCUUAUACUACUGGCAAGAAACUUCACUGAUGUUGCGUGACUUAAAAUGUAAAAAUUUUGUGUUUGAUGAAUUCAAGAGGUCGACGAGUUAUUGAAGGGGACAGUUUUUAGAAUAAAUGAUCUAAAAUCAA